Procambarus clarkii (red swamp crayfish) is the source of this 1896-nucleotide messenger RNA. The record is from RefSeq and is a predicted model, not a curated record. Lineage: Eukaryota; Metazoa; Arthropoda; Malacostraca; Decapoda; Cambaridae.
AUGCCUCACGUACGUUACACAUGCCCUAAGAGCUCCUUUGUCCUAGUUCCUGAAGGCUAUACCGACGCUGAUCAGCUUAAUUAUCUCUUAAUUUGCCUGGAGCGGGAACGAAAGUUACAAAGUCAGAAAGCAUCUCCAUACACUCACACCUGGACCAGCAUCUCCAUAGACACACACCUGGACCAGCAUCUCCAUACCCUCACACCUGGACCAGCAUCUCCAUACCCUCACACCUGGACCAGCAUCUCCAUACACUCACACCUGGACCAGCAUCUCCAUACACUCACACCUGGACCAGCAUCUCCAUACACUCACACCUGGACCAGCAUCUCCAUACCCUCACACCUGGACCAGCAUCUCCAUACACUCACACCUGGACCAGCAUCUCCAUACACUCACACCUGGACCAGCAUCUCCAUACCCUCACACCUGGACCAGCAUCUCCAUACCCUCACACCUGGACCAGCAUCUCCAUACCCUCACACCUGGACCAGCAUCUCCAUACACUCACACCUGGACCAGCAUCUCCAUACCCUCACACCUGGACCAGCAUCUCCAUACCCUCACACCUGGACCAGCAUCUCCAUACCCUCACACCUGGACCAGCAUCUCCAUACACUCACACCUGGACCAGCAUCUCCAUACCCUCACACCUGGACCAGCAUCUCCAUACACUCACACCUGGACCAGCAUCUCCAUACACUCACACCUGGACCAGCAUCUCCAUACCUCACACCUCACACCUGGACCAGCAUCUCCAUACACUCACACCUGGACCAGCAUCUCCAUACACUCACACCUGGACCAGCAUCUCCAUACCCUCACACCUGGACCAGCAUCUCCAUACCCUCACACCUGGACCAGCAUCUCCAUACCCUCACACCUGGACCAGCAUCUCCAUACCCUCACACCUGGACCACAUCUCCAUACCUCACACCUGGACCAGCAUCUCCAUACCCUCACACCUGGACCAGCAUCUCCAUACACUCACACCUGGACCAGCAUCUCCAUACACUCACACCUGGACCAGCAUCUCCAUACACUCACACCUGGACCAGCAUCUCCAUACCCUCACACCUGGACCAGCAUCUCCAUACCCUCACACCUGGACCAGCAUCUCCAUACCCUCACACCUGGACCAGCAUCUCCAUACACUCACACCUGGACCAGCAUCUCCAUACCCUCACACCUGGACCAGCAUCUCCAUACACUCACACCUGGACCAGCAUCUCCAUACACUCACACGUGGACCAGCAUCUCCAUACCCUCACACCUGGACCAGCAUCUCCAUACACUCACACCUGGACCAGCAUCUCCACUCGCAUCUCCACACCUGGACCAGCAUCUCCAUACACUCACACCUGGACCAGCAUCUCCAUACCCUCACACCUGGACCAGCAUCUCCAUACCCUCACACCUGGACCAGCAUCUCCAUACCCUCACACCUGGACCAGCAUCUCCAUACACUCACACCUGGACCAGCAUCUCCAUACACUCACACCUGGACCAGCAUCUCCAUACCCUCACACCUGGACCAGCAUCUCCAUACCCUCACACCUGGACCAGCAUCUCCAUACCCUCACACCUGGACCAGCAUCUCCAUACACUCACACCUGGACCAGCAUCUCCAUACACUCACACCUGGACCAGCAUCUCCAUACCCUCACCCUGGACCAGCAUCUCCAUACCCUCACACCUGGACCAGCAUCUCCAUACCCUCACACCUGGACCAGCAUCUCCAUACACUCACACCUGGACCAGCAUCUCCAUACCCUCACACCUGGACCAGCAUCUCCAUACACUCACACCUGGACCAGCAUCUCCAUACCUUUGCCGAACAGAAUUUCUUGGUCCGAUUUGACGGAAAUUUGCUGUUUUAUUGCCCCGUACGUGUGA